UAAUCGACACUUUUCGUUCAGACCAAACGUCAAACACUUGGAAUUAGAAAACCACCCCUUAAACCCCCCGGAUUCCGCCUUGAACUGCCACGCUCCGGCUGCCGGAAUCCACACCUCUUCCACGCUCCCACGUUGCAGAUAGAGAGAGGCUCAUAAUUUUGCCGAUAAGCGAUGGGAAGAGGGUAAAGCGUGGUCUGCGGUCUUAUGGCAUAUCGGAGUACUAAUUAUAAGGAGCAGCGUGGCGAAGAAACCGUGCGGAACUUGAUCGUCCUCACCCUAAAGCGAUGAAGAAUUUGAAUUGCUUCGUCCAGUUCCUUCUCGUGCUCUCUAUCGGCUUCACUCCAAAUGUGGAAGCAUUCACUGGAACAUAUGGCAUAAAUUAUGGCAGAAUUGCAGAUAACAUUCCCUCUCCUGAUAACGUCGCUAAACUCCUCCGAGCAGCAAAGAUUAAGAAUGUUCGGAUAUACGAUGCUGACCAGAGUGUCCUCAAGGCCUUCAGUGGAACAGGGCUUGAAUUAGUGAUUGGACUUCCAAAUGGUAACCUGAAAGAUAUGAGUUAUAACCCCGACCAUGCCUUGACAUGGGUCAAAGAAAAUGUCCAGGCAUUCCUUCCGGAGACAAAUAUUGUUGGGAUUGCUGUGGGAAAUGAAGUUCUGGGGGGGACUGAUCAAUCACUUUGGGAAGCACUUUUGGGUGCAGUGAAAAAUGUUCACAAUGCCACGAAAAAGCUUCAGUUGGCUGAUUCAAUCCAGAUUUCCACUGCACAUUCACAGGCUGUUUUUGAGAAUUCAUACCCUCCCUCUUCAUGUACUUUCAGAGACAAUGUUGUGCAAUAUAUGAAGCCACUCUUGGAGUUCUUCUCACAGAUAGGGUCACCUUUCUGUUUGAAUGCUUACCCAUUUCUGGCCUACACAUAUAAUCCAAGUGAAAUUGAUCUAAAUUAUACUCUUUUCCAGUCAAACAAGGGUAUAUAUGAUCAGAAAGUUGACCUGCAUUAUGACAACAUGCUUGAUGCUCAGGUUGAUGCAGCAUAUGCUGCUCUUGAAGAUGCUGGAUUUAAAAAGAUGGAAGUUAUAGUUACAGAGACUGGCUGGGCUUCUCAUGGAGAUCAAAAUGAAGCUGCCGCUACCAUAAACAAUGCAAGGACUUACAAUUAUAACCUGCGUAAGAGGCUUGCCAAGAAGAAGGGAACCCCACGGCGACCAAAGAAUGCGUUGAAGGCAUAUAUCUUUGCACUCUUUAAUGAGAAUUUGAAGCCUGGUGCAACUUCAGAGAGGAACUUUGGGCUAUAUAAACCUGAUGGGAACAUUUCUUAUGACAUUGGGUUUGCUGGGAUGAAAUCUUCAUCUGCAGCUUCAUCUAUUUUGUCAUUAAAGGAUUUUCUAGGUAAAGGUUGGUUUGGAUCCUGCUCCUUGGUUUUGGUCACCUCUGCUCUGAUGCUGCUACUCGGUUUAAGUUCAUGAUAAAGCAAAUUUUGGGGCACUCCUAGAUUUAUACAAUGAACUGACUUAUAAGAGCCAUAGGUUUGGUAUCUCAUAUCCUAUUUGAGCACAUCAUCAAUUCUUGUUACCGUGAGAAAUGGCAGUAGGAUUUGCUGAUCAUUUUUAUCUGCUUCAGCAAUGUAUAUUUUUUUAGUGCACGCCAAAUAAAUCUUCUCCCCAUAUUUGUAUCUCACGUCAUAUUACAGGGCAUCAUCGGUGUAUUAUCAUCCAUUCUUGCCAUCUACAGACUCACUGUAGGAAUUAUCGAUAGAUUUUAUCUAUUUAAGCAAUGUUCAUUGGUUUAGUGCCAGAUUAUCUUCU
This is a messenger RNA of Diospyros lotus (date-plum), 1802 nucleotides long. RefSeq names its product glucan endo-1,3-beta-glucosidase 11-like. Gene Ontology annotation, biological process: carbohydrate metabolic process. Gene Ontology annotation, molecular function: hydrolase activity, hydrolyzing O-glycosyl compounds. The record is from RefSeq and is a predicted model, not a curated record. The coding region runs from base 285 to 1463 and encodes 392 amino acids. The transcript has 3 exons. Gene Ontology annotation, cellular component: plasma membrane. NCBI's taxonomy places the organism in Eukaryota, Viridiplantae, Streptophyta, Magnoliopsida, Ericales, Ebenaceae.